Molecule: messenger RNA, 1797 nt
Organism: Fibroporia radiculosa
Lineage: Eukaryota; Fungi; Basidiomycota; Agaricomycetes; Polyporales; Fibroporiaceae
Exons: 10
Coding region: 1-1797 (598 amino acids)
Biological process (GO): cellular hyperosmotic response; protein phosphorylation; MAPK cascade
Molecular function (GO): MAP kinase kinase activity; ATP binding
Source: RefSeq, a predicted model, not a curated record
AUGUCCGACCAUGUUCCCGCUCAUGAUGGCCCCGCCCCCCGCCCUCCGCCUUCCACCCAGCCUCGGCCUCCACUACCUAUGCAGUCCAACCGCAGCGUCGCCGGCCUGCUCAACCAGCGACGUCCCAUGGCCUCUACCCCGAUUCCUCCUUCUUUGCAAGCCAAGAUGGCCGCAAACGCACAGCGCGGGCAGCAAUCGCCAGCAGGCACAAAGACCGCUAAUGGCAUGGCUGCAGCUUUUGCGCGCGCGACCCUCCAAGACAGACCGGGCGUGCCACUCCCGCCUCUUCGUGCACCCGCGUCCUCACCCGGGCCAAACCGCCCCGGGGCAGCACCUAUAGGUGGUCUCGCCGCCCGACGUCUGAAAGUAGGCGUCCCCAAGCUCAGUCCCAACGACGUGCCGGGAGGCAUGCAUCUUCCUCCGAUGGGUGCUGGUCCGCAGGGCGCGGGUCUUGGUGGUGGGCGGCCCAUUGUUGACGAUGAGCCUAGGCGAGGUGCACAAAACAACUUUGCCACGCCGUUUUCAAACUUCGGAAAGAUAGUCAUGCUCAUGACCUUCCGCCCUCACCUUCACCUGCAUCCCGGUGUAUCCCGAAUGCUGCUUACUCCUCGGACAUCGCGGAAAUGGUGCACUGCUGUACUGCACGCGACGGGGGUAAAUUUCAGCAAUGGCUCUUCUUUCGCGAUCAACAUGUCCCAACUGCAAUUGGAAGAUGAGCUUGGGAAGGGCGCGUACGGCACUGUUAAGAGAGUACUGCACAAGCCCACGAACGUUGCUAUGGCUAUGAAGGAAAUUCGAUUGGAAUUGGAUGACUCCAAGCUGAAUGCGAUCAUCAUGGAGCUUGACAUCCUUCACCGGGCAGUCGCCCCCGAAAUUGUCGACUUCUAUGGGGCAUUUUUCAUAGAGUCAUGUGUAUACUAUUGUAUGGAGUACAUGGACGCUGGUUCGUUGGACAAGCUCGAAGGCGCAGGUGUUCCAGAGGACGUUCUAGGACGCAUCACAGGAAGCAUGGUCCGUGGCCUGAAGUUCUUGAAGGAUGAGCUACAGAUCAUACACCGAGAUGUCAAACCGACCAACGUCCUAGUAAACAAGAAGGGUGAGGUCAAGCUUUGUGACUUCGGUGUCUCUGGCCAGCUGGAGAAGUCACUCGCAAAGACAAAUAUAGGUUGUCAGAGCUACAUGGCUCCAGAGCGAAUAAAGGGCGAGUCGCAGAACAACGUGGCCACGUACACCGUGUCUUCGGACGUCUGGUCACUGGGUCUCUCGAUGAUUGAGAUGGCCUUAGGGCGGUAUCCAUACCCACCGGAGACGUACGCCAAUGUGUUCGCGCAACUCACCGCGAUUGUCCACGGCGAUCCUCCGGAACUGCCAGAGUCGUAUUCUGAUGCAUCUCGGGAUUUUGUUGCACGAUGUUUGCACAAGGUACCCGAGAUGAGAGCUUCCUACGCGGAGUUAUUGAACCAUCCAUUCAUGCAGCAGGACCGACGACGGCAUGUAGACAUGCCAAAAUGGGUCGCAGCGGCCAAACAUUACCGCGAGCAAAAGGUAGCGGAAGAGCGACAACAGAAGCUGUUACAAAACGGCACAUCGCACCCAGCUCCCUUAUCAGGCUUGUAUACGCAUAUUGCCGGCAAUAGGCUAACGGAUAGCGCGACAUGCCAGGGUCCGUUGACGGUGCAGGCACCCGUGUCGCGCCAGCCUCAAACGACAUCUCCGGUCAACGAUUUCGGUUCCAUUGCAGGCAUUCUCUCGAUUUAUCCUCAUUUUUAUUCCCUUGGGGCUUCUGGCGAUCAUUAA